Ilex paraguariensis (yerba mate) is the source of this 1548-nucleotide messenger RNA. The record is from the annotation of a GenBank genome assembly. NCBI's taxonomy places the organism in Eukaryota, Viridiplantae, Streptophyta, Magnoliopsida, Aquifoliales, Aquifoliaceae.
AUGUAUGUUAUGGCAUUUGCAGGCCCAAACCCUCUUUUUGGAGGACUAAAAUCGACAAUUUCUAUGUUUGGAAGAUCAAGUCACACAUGGAUAGAAGGAGAAGGAAUGCUCCAUUCUUUAAAUUUCAAUAAAGAUAGUGAUGGUAGCUGGACUAUCUCCUACAACAACAGGCAUGUUCAAACAGAGACUUUGAAAUUAGAAAAAAAAAGAAAGAAACCAUCUUUUCUUCCUGCACUUGAAGGAGAUUCCCCAGCAAUUUUGUCAGCUUAUCUGCUAAAUUUGAUUAAGUACACCAUAACAGUAGUAAUUUCAUUACUCGACAUAACUAAUUGUUUGCAAUUGAGAUUUGGCGAUGUAAACAAACACAUUAGCAAUACGAAAGUUUUUGAGCAUUCAGGGAAGUUUUACUCAAUUUCUGAGAACCACAUGCCUCAAGAGAUCGACAUUUUCACGCUAGAAACUUUGGGCAAUUGGGAUGUUAAUGGAGCAUGGAAUCAACCAUUCACUAGUCACCCAAAGAAAGCUCCAGGAACUGGAGAGCUAGUUAUGAUGGGGUUUGAUGCGCAAAAACCUUACUUUGAGUUGGGAGUGAUCUCCAAUUUGGUCUGCAGGUACAAUGUGAUCAUUGAUUUUCCAGUGGUUAUAGACAUAAAUCGACUCAUUGGUGGAGGCCCUAUGACAAGAAAGGAUAUGCCAGGAUUUGAGUUAUGCCUCGCUAUGGUGAUGCAGAUUCCAUACAGUGGUUUGAAGCUGAACCAAGUAGUGUAUUUCACCUUUUCAAUUGUUUCGAGGAUGGUAGUAAUGUGGGCGUGUAAAGCUCAUGGAUCAGUUAUACCCAGACCUGAUCUAGGCUUGAACAAAUAUGAGUGGUUUUCCAGAGGUUAUAUGCAUAUGAACUCUGUUGAAGAUAAUGGUGACAGUAUGACUCAAGAUGAAAUUGUUUUUUCUCGUGCCCACGAGUGGACAUUAAACAUGAAAACAACAGAGGUGAAGGAAAGGAAUCUCACAGGAAUAGAAUUUUCUAUGGAAUUUCCUAUGAUCAAUGAAAACUUCAUCAGUAGGAAAAACAAAAUUGGGUACGCCCAAGUUGUUGAUUCAAUUGCAAGUUCCUCUUCAGGAAGGGCAAAAUAUGGAGGUCUAGCCAAGCUAUACUUUGAAGAACCAGAGAAUGGAUUGUCUUGGGAAUUAAACAAGUUGAUAAAGGUUGAGUACCAUAGCUUUCCGGAGAACACCUUCUGCUCAGGAGCCACUUUUGUUCCUAAAGUUGGAGGUCUUGAAGAAGACGAUGGUUGGAUAAUUACAUUUGUGCAUAAUGAAAACACGAACAUGUCUCAAGCAAGUUAUUUCACAACCAUUAACCAGUGUUUAUGUAGACUCCUAUAUUAUUGCAGGGUUUUACAGAUAUGUUUAACUCUCUUCUUGCAGGUUUAUAUAGUCGACACAAAAAAUAUUUCAAGCGAGCCAGUUGCCAAAAUUACUCUGCCUGGUAGAGUGCCAUAUGGUUUUCAUGGAGCUUUCAUGUCAGUAAGUUCACAACUUGAAGAUUAG